Molecule: messenger RNA, 1431 nt
Organism: Aspergillus neoniger CBS 115656
Lineage: Eukaryota; Fungi; Ascomycota; Eurotiomycetes; Eurotiales; Aspergillaceae
Product: phosphatidyl synthase
Exons: 1
Coding region: 1-1431 (476 amino acids)
Biological process (GO): glycerophospholipid biosynthetic process
Cellular component (GO): mitochondrion
Source: RefSeq, a predicted model, not a curated record
AUGCCUCGCUUCGACGAUGCUGACUUCGCCGUGGACGCUGCCCCUGCUCCGGGUGCUCGCUCCCCCCGCGAUGCUCGUGGUAGCGCUGCUGGCUCUCUGCCCAUCCCCAAUGAUGCUGGCAACACUGUCGAGAUCCCCGCUACUCGCAGCUCCAUCAGCGAUGCUGCUCAGUACAUGCACAACCUGAGCUUUGCUCCCUCCUCCCGGGACCGUCGUGGCUCCCGCAACUCCUUUGGCACUUCCCUGCCCAUCCCCAGAUCUCCCCGUGUCUCUCGUCUUUCCUCGGUGGUCACUGCGGAUGUUUCCCGCGACAUCCUGGCCUCUCAGGUCCAGGACAUGUCCAAGGAGAAGGUCGCUGCCGCCAAGAACAUGGCCUUCGCUUUCGAUAUCGAUGGUGUCCUGGCCCACGGUAACGAGGCCAUUCCGGAGGCCAAGGAGGCCCUCGCCAUGCUCAACGGUGACAACGAGCUGGGCAUCAAGAUCCCCUACAUUCUCCUGACCAACGGUGGUGGUAAGACCGAGGACGAGCGCUGCGCCCAGCUCACCGAGGUCCUUGGUUGCCCCAUCUCCACCGACCAGUUCAUCCAGUCUCACACCCCAAUGCAGGCGUUGGCCGAGUACUACGAGACCGUCCUGGUCUGCGGUGGUGAGAAGCAGAAGAUUCGCAAGGUCGCUGAGAACUACGGCUUCAAGAACGUCAUCCACCCUAAGGAUGUUCUCGCCUGGGACCCCACCAUCUCCCCCUGGGGCUGCUUCCACGAGGAGGACCGUCUCGAGGCCAAACCCCGCGACUUCUCUAAGAUCAAGUUCGAUGCUAUCCUGGUGUUCGCUGACUCGCGCGACUACGCCACUGACAUGCAGCUCAUCAUGGACCUCCUCCUGGCCGAGGACGGAAAGCUGCUGACCCGCGCCAAGGACCCCGUUGCUUCCCGCAUCCCGGUCUACUUCUCCCAGGGUGACCUGGUCUUCCCUACCGACCACAAGGGUCCCCCCCGUCUGACCCAGGGUCUCUUCCGUAUCUCCAUUGAGGCUCAGUACAAGGCCCUCACCGGUGUCGACCUGGAGCGUGUCGUCUACGGCAAGCCCGAGCGCGCCACCUACACCUACGCCGAUGAGGUCAUGAAGGCCUGGAUGGAGCAGAUCCACAACGAGAACCGUCUGCCCGAGAACAUCUACAUGGUCGGUGACAACCCGGCCUCCGACAUCUGCGGUGGUAACAUGCACGGCUGGAACACCUGUCUGGUGCGCACCGGUGUCUUCCAGGGCAAGGACAACGACGACAACAACCCGGCCAACUUCGGUGUCUUCCCCAACGUCCUGGAGGCCGUCAAGUCUGCCGUCCGCAAGGAACUCGGCCAGGACUUCAAGUUCAAGUGGAACCCCAAGGUCAACCCCGUCCUCCACGGCGACGGUGCCUCUGCUGUCGAGUAA